AGAUCUGAAUGCAAAGCGCAUUAUAGAGUCAGCAUCCGCGCCUAGCCUGCCAAUAGUGCCAGGAUCAAUGAAAUCUUCCUUUUGCGAUUGUCUCUGACUCUGAUAAACUUUCAGGCAGCUUAGCAUCACUCAAAAAAAAUGGAGGCUGCCGAAAUGGACACAAUGUCGUGGUCGUGGUCAGAAUACUUCCCUUCUCCCAAUUACUUCAGGUUAUUUCGGAUGGUUCUAGAGGAAUUGCCGGAAUAUUAUCGUACCUUACCAUCUAAUGGAACACUCGAUGAACUCACCAAGUACAGCUACGUAACCUGGAGCGAAAUUCAAUUUGGUGUACUGAUGGCUGUGAUAUGGACUAUUGUCAGAACUCUUCUUACAAUACUGAUAUUCAAGCCUGCAGGGAGGUAUUUAGAGUUGACAAAGUCCAACCAGGCUAAGAUGCCUGAGAGUGCAUGGCGUUUCACAUUCUACCUUACAUCAUGGUCCUGUGUAGCCUACGUCCUACUCUGGAACCAUGCAGACAUUCUCAGAGAUCCGCCCAAGAGUUUUAUUGGGUGGUCCGCUGAUAUGGAGAUUCCUUGGGAUAUCAGGAUGUGUUAUCUGAUUCAGGGUAGUUACUACCUCCAUGGUCUCGUAACGGUUUUGGUCCUUGAUGUAUGGAGAAGUGAUUCCAUGGUGCUAUGCAUGCACCAUGUUCUCACUCUUGUACUCAUCACCCUUUCCUAUGCAUGCAGAUACCACUUUAUUGGUCUAAUGGUAGUGUUCUACCAUGAUUUCAAUGAUAUAUUCUUAGAGUUUUCAAAGUGUCACAUCUACUUGAAGGAUCGAGGAAACAAGAAGUACAUGAUUCAUGAGUAUUUUGCCAAUGCUGGCUUUGCUGUAUUCACUGUAUCAUGGUGUAUAAUGAGGAUGUACCUGUACCCGUUGAAGGUCCUGUACAACGUCCUGCCUAGCACAGCUAAGACCUACUAUAAAGGCCACUUACCUUUCGGUAUCGAGUGUAACUCUAUGAUGUGGCUUCUCAUGUUCUUGGAUAUCUACUGGUUUGUGUACAUUGUGAUCUUCCUGUACAAGAUCUUUACCAAGGAGCUGUCAGAAUUUGAAGACAUCCGUGAAGAAAACGAACAUAUUGAUGCGGACGGCAAUGUGAAGGAAGAGAAAGAGAAGAACGGGACCAAGCAUGCAGCUGGUGAUGCAUUAGCCAACGGUGUUGCCACGGAUACCGCUGCCAUCAAUGGAAACGGUCUGAAGAAGAGGCACCCAGUUCCAAGCUCCUAACUUGCCCUUCAUUGGAGAGAAUUAGUCUUCAAAGACUGUAUAUGAUAUGAUAAUAUAUGACAGGGACAUUUGACCAUGCAUUCUCCUGGUAGCCAUUAAAGUAGCAUUGGCCGAGAGAUAUAUGCACAAACCACUUGUCACUUUCUAAGUGCCGUGGGACAUUCCAUUCUUUAAUCCACCUUUAGUUUUCUUAAAAUAUAAUUCAAAAUGUGAAUGCCCAGCCCUACACAUAACAUAUAAACCCUAAACAUAACCUAAAGCCAACCUAAACCCAAGCACUGAUCCCACAUCUUUGACAAAACAGGUCCCUGUUUCAUAAAACUGUUAUCCAUAGCCACUUACAAUAACUGUUAUAAGCUACUGAAACUGUGGCCUUUGAUUGGCCGAGAGCAAAUUUGUCAUAGAAAUUUAGCAUUUGCUUUUGAUAUCAUGUUUUAUGAAACCGGGUCCUGGAGCAAAUACCAGGGCAAAUGUACCAGUAGUUCUUUGGAAUGUAAACACUAUAUAAUAUUUUAGCUUAUGGAUAUGUUUUAAAGUCUGUGUUGACACGCGAAGGGGUUUACUUCUUUGUCUAUGAUGCGAUAGCUUGAUGUCUUUUUGAACUUGAGGCUUACCUCUCUAAUAACGUAUUUCACAAAAAUGGAGAGAGAGAGAGAGAGGGAUUAAAUUCAUUUUAUAAUUAUUCAUAUGUUCUUCUAUAUUUACAUGUUAUACUUUAUGAGAGACAUUAUCAAAGAAAGUGUUGAUGUGGUCUAUACAUUGUUUUCUGCAAAAUUAUGAAUGCGAUGAACCUUUCUGGAAAAUGUCCUCAUGCAACUGGCCUGGCUUUGGCUACAUACUUUUACCGCUUUAUAAACCUUACCAUAGAUGAAAUCAUUCAAUUUUUGUCUCCAUCUGGAAUGAAUGUCGGACAACUUGCCUAGGAGAUGAAUGUUUGCAACUUGCUGUACGUUUGAUUACAUUUCCAUUCUGCCAUGUCUUCUUUCAUCGAUAUGCAUUAAUUUGUGUCUGUAAUGUAUUUAUAAGAAUAUGCUUUUGUGUAAAAUCUCAUGCACAAAUCUCAUAUAGAGGUAUAAUUUUAUGAAAGUAAGAUACUGGUACUUAAAAAAUACAAAGUGAAAAAUUUCUCAAUAAAACUAGAAUUUACACAGAAGACCAAUUUAACAAGGUACAAUAAAACAACGAGAGGCAAACAGAAGAAGGAUGGGUUUAAUUUUUUGUUGUAAUUACAAAAAAUAAAUUUCCAAAUUUGCCAUUCUCAGUUCAGUGCGAAUUAUAUACUGUAUUUGUCAAUUAUUCUUUUAUUAUGCAUAUUUAAUCAACUUUUGUAAUGAAUUUUGUACUGUGUAGAAUUGUUUAGUUAUGAUAUCCUUGUGUUUACUUGUGGAGUUAUGAAACCCUAUGUUGUUAUCAUUGAAUGUAGAUGAUAUGAGAGCAGUACUAAGGGUUGAGAUGAGUUGCCUUGUUGUAUGGUGUUCAUGAUGGUCAUUUCUUGGAACCGGAUUGACAUUAACAUGUACAAGGGUAUAAUACUAUGGGAUGAUAUAAUGAUUUACCCUCAUUUGGGGAUACAUCAAUCAAUAUGAACUCGUGUGUUAUAAAUUUAUGGUGUAGGUAUUGUAGCGUUGAACCGAACCAUGUGUACAUUUUAGGUGCUAGAUAUAUUUAAUGAUUUUGAAAAUUGAAUGUUAAUCAGUGUAAGUCCUUAUACAGACUUGAAGCAAUUUGUGUUUAAAUUCUAUCUGUUUAUAAUUGCUUUAAAAAAUCUGGAGAAAUGUAUAUUUAUAAAUAAGGGAGUUAUCAUUGUAACAGGCAAGAUGUUCUGCAUCUAGGAACCUCCUUAGAGGCUUGAGGUGAUUAAUUGAUAAGCAUACUCUGUUAAUAGCCUGUGUUUAAAAAAUGUCAUUGUAGGCAUAUUUAUUUGUCUUAGGAGGUAUUGGAGGGAAUGGAAAACAGGAAAUGAAAAAGCAACUUUGCAAAUUGGCCUUAAAUGACUGUUUACAAUUAAUAUCAUCAUUGAUUGUCUUUGUAUGAGGGAAAACUAGGGUAGAACAUGUUGAUAUUGUAUUCAUAAUCAUUGACUGUGAAUGUGAAUCUUUUGUAAAGGAGAUUAUAACAAUGAUGAGGACAUAAUUGUAUGAUAUGUUGCAGAGGCACCAUAAUUGUGUUUCUAGAUGAGGGGGGGGGGCAGUUAGAAGGUCUGUUAAUCACAAUGUUCUAUUGAAUGUAGUCAAUUUAAAAAACGCUAUCAUCUGACUCAUUAAUGUCUGGGUAGGAGGAAGGAAUUCAUGGACCAUUGAACCUGUGGAUCAAUAACUCUUCAGAAAACAGUCAGUAUGAACUAAUGCACUGCCUCCUAUUUUUCUUCAUCCUAUGGAAAAUCAACUCAACAUUGAAUUAUUACAGGUUGUAUUAGCACUUGUGCCUAUUAAAACUGUUUUGUGUAAUUCUUUCCUUCAUAGAUAUCAGAAUUAAAAAUAGGAAAAUUGCGUUAUUGUGCCACUUUAUUAAGAUGAUUGUAUACCUACUUCAAAAAUGAGAAUGCUUUAAGUGUUGACCUUUGACAUGCAAGGAUACAUGUAUAUGUAUAUGGUAUUUGCCAUGAGUGGUCUGUAUGUUCCUCCAAUCUUGUCUGGUCUAUGCACAGUUUUUCUCAUUUACUUUAGCUUACUUGUUGUUUGCUUCGUUCAAGAGCAACCAUUUGAUUCAAAGUAUUUUCAAGUUCAGCACAGAAGAGCUCUGCUUUUAGCUCAUAUUUUAUGCUAUUCUCUUCCUAUGCUUAUACAGGUGACCAUGACAACAAAAUAAAUACAUUUUGAAGGUCAUUUGUAAAAAAAAUUAGCUGUUGCUUUUCUUUUGUACUGUUAUGUGAAUACUAUGAAGAUAAUUGUAUAUAUUUGAUUGUAUGUUCCUAUUUCAUUUAUAUGUAAUUGGGGGUAUUUAAGCAAAUGCAUUUAUACCUUUUGUGUUGAUUUGAAGGAAAAUAUAUUAAAUUUGAAUGUUUUCAUUCAUACCUCUUUCAUCAGAA
Molecule: messenger RNA, 4300 nt
Organism: Strongylocentrotus purpuratus (purple sea urchin)
Lineage: Eukaryota; Metazoa; Echinodermata; Echinoidea; Camarodonta; Strongylocentrotidae
Gene: cers1
Product: ceramide synthase 1
Exons: 7
Coding region: 139-1272 (377 amino acids)
Biological process (GO): ceramide biosynthetic process
Cellular component (GO): membrane
Molecular function (GO): sphingosine N-acyltransferase activity
Source: RefSeq, a predicted model, not a curated record